Cylindrotheca closterium is the source of this 1737-nucleotide messenger RNA. The record is from the annotation of a GenBank genome assembly. NCBI's taxonomy places the organism in Eukaryota, Bacillariophyta, Bacillariophyceae, Bacillariales, Bacillariaceae.
AUGAAGUUCUCAAUGCUCGCAAUCCUUUCCCUGUCACUUCUGAAGUCACAACAAGCUGAAUCUUUUGUCUCCCCUGAUGCAAGAAUCUCAAAGUCCACGACUCUCUCCAUGGCAGGUGGUGAAGGUGGUGAAAGUGAAUGGGUCAAAGCCUUACUAGAGAAUACUCCUGAAGCACCAGGAGCCUUUGAAAACGAAAUGAAAAUGAAGGGUCUCCUUGGCAACAAAGAUGGUGGCAAUAACAAACUUAGUGCUAAUGCUGCUCUGAUUCAAUGGUUGGAAGAAGAAGGAGAUGUGUAUUUGGCGGAAGUGUCCUCUUGGGGAGAAGCUCCACAUCCCAUGGCCAUUUCGACGGAUACCCGUGAUGAAAUCACAAACGAGUCUUCUGGACGAGGACUCUUGGCCAGACGCGACAUUAAUGAUGGCGACAAUUUGUUCAAGAUUCCUCUCAAGCUGUGUAUGACCAAACGAUCGGCCCGCAAGGCCUUGGGCAAGGAUAUCUUUUCCGCGGAUGUCAAUGAAUAUCUCGUCCUGGCGUGUCAUUUGAUUCACGAAAAGUUUGUAAUGGGCGACGAAUCCUACUGGAAACCCUACAUGGAUGUCUUGCCCGAAGUGGGAGAAGUCAAUCCUACGUUUUCGUGGAACGAUGAGGAUUUGUCCUUUUUGGACGGAUCUCCAGUGAUUGCCGCUACGCGUAGUUUGCAAAUGAAACUUCAACGGGAAUACGAUGCCUUGUUGGGUGGAGAAGAUGGUCUCUGCACCAAGUAUCCUGAUCGAUUUCCCAAAGAUAAAUACACUUAUGAAAACUGGCUUUGGGCAUUUACCAUGCUCUUCUCCCGUGCCAUUCGACUCCGCAGUCUCAAGGAGGGUGAAGCUUUGGCAUUGGUCCCAUACGCCGACUUGAUCAAUCAUUCCCCCUUUUCUCAAGCUUACAUUGAUGCUCGGGAAGGUGGAGAUUGGCUCUUUACUAGUGGUGAAGAGGAAGUAAUUCUAUAUGCCGAUCGAGGAUACCGUCGCAUGGAACAGAUUUACAUUUCCUACGGACCCAAAUCCAAUGCGGAACUAUUGCUAUUGUAUGGAUUCGCUGUCGAACGCAACCCCUUUAACUCGGUUGAUGUCACUGUUGCCAUUGCUCCCCGCACCGAAUCCUUUGUCAAGGAACUCAAAGAUGAAAGCAUCCCCAUUGAUCCCUUGGCCGAAGAAAAGAUCGAGUUCUUAGACUCUGUUGGACGUAAAUCCAUGGUCGAUUUCCCCUGUUAUGCCGAUCGAUAUCCUGUCGAACUUUUGGAAUUCUUGCGAUUGAUGCAAAUGACUCCCGAAGAUACACGUGGACGACCCUUGAGUGAAUUUGAUUAUUCUCGAACCAUUUCUGCCGCAAACGAGGCAUCCGUUUUGCGAUCGGUCAUUGAAGCUGUAACACGACAAUUGGGCAACUAUCCCAAUACCGAAGAAGACGAUGCCGCUUUGAUCAAGGACAAGGGAAUGUUCCGAUUGUUGUCGUACAAUCAGCGCAUGGCCAUUCGACAUCGCCGAAAUGAAAAGCGAUUGUUGAAACGAACCAUUGCAGCUUUGGAAAACCAAAUCCGAAAACAAGGAUUGGAGGACGAAGACUUGGCGCGUGCUGAAGGAAGCACAUUGGGAAAGCUGUUGCCUGGAGACGAACGCAAGUAUGGAAUGAAACAAAAGACGGCAUUGGAGGACCGUCUGGAAAAGAUGGGACUACCUGUAGAUCUCAGAUAA